CGGCGUUUGUCGCCCCUCCGUUAUCGGGAGGACGAACUAUAGGAUACGAUGGGCUGUGCCGCGUCGAAGGCAGCGUUGCAAGUGCUUCACCGCAGCAGCCUAACCUCUUCCGUUCAACCAGUUCGUUGAAGGUAACUGGACGAAGGUUCUGCCGUACACGAAACUCCAUCCCACGGGCACUGAUUGCGACUACAAUGUGGUUCCUCUUUGCAGGCUUUCUUCUGAUGGCAGGUACAUCUGCUACGCAGUUGAAAAGAAACCUCGGAAACUGCGACGAAGGCUGGGUAGCAUUCGGCUCCAAGUGCUACUUUUUUGCGAGCAACACCAGCCGUCUUCGGUUCUACGAUGCUCGGCAACACUGCAUUCGUCAAAACGCUCAGCUGGUCACCAUUCCCUCGGUGCAAGUUCAACAGUUUCUGCUGAGUCACCUGGGCGACGCCAGCACAAAUGUCUGGAUCGGCCUGAAGACCAUCACGGGGGGCUCGAAGUGGUUGGACGGCUCCCCUAUCGCCUACAAGAAUUGGUUCUGGGGCCAGCCUAAGCUCGGGAUGGGCCUCCACUGCGUCGAGAUUCUGACCGGCCGAGUGCACCCGGGUCGUUGGAACCAGGCGCCAUGUGACAAGUUCCGGCUUCAUGUUUGCGAGAAGGCUCGAGACCCAACAGUACCCAUUCCCAAGCCCGUUGAAGACCCCUCGUGCAGGCUUGCCCACCCGGGCUCCUUCCCGUACGGUACUUCGUGCUUUCACAUGGGCUCCUACGAGGACUGGGACACCGCAGAAGCACACUGCGCGUCCAGCGGCGGGCACUUGGCCUCUGUACGAGACAUCUACCAGGAAUCCUUCUUCAGCGUUAGGUUCGAGUUCAGGGGAGGCCUGGUCUGGAUUGGUUUGCAAGACGCCAAGGGAAGUGGCCGGUUUACCUGGUCCGACGGUUGGCCCGUGCACCACACCAACUGGGCGCCACUGCAGCCUGGAGCUGCCGAGCGAGGCGAGCGACGCUGCGUCGCCCAAGAUAUGGCCACCGGCCAGUGGAGCGUCCAGCCCUGCAAGACUUCCCUGCCCUACCUAUGCAAAAUCACCUCCGAAAAGCCGCCCGCAGUGGAGCAUCACGAGGGCGUCUGUCCCGAGACUGCCAAGGGAUGGGUGGACGUCGGUAACCCCUACUGCUACUUCUUCAGCGGCAGCCGGGUGGAGAACUUCCUCGGAGCCGUCGAAGCUUGCGACGAACGAAAUUCUACCCUGGUAAGCUUUCACUCGCAGGACCAGCUGGACAGACUUCUGCCCUACAUUCGACUGUCCCCGUCAAAUCUCUGGAUUGGGCUCGAAGAAAAUAAGAACGGGACCUUCGAAUGGCUGGAUGGUUCACCUUUGGACUUCGAGUACUGGCAAAAAGGGGAGCCAAAUGGCAAAGACGAGAACUGCGUCGAGCUUCGACACUUCGAUUCCCUGUGGAACGACAUCAAAUGCAGUGUCAGGAACGCGUUUAUCUGCGCAGCUGCGAAAGUUUUUCCGGACGGACAUCAACAAGGAAGUGGCCAAUCUAGUCCACUCACUGGGUCAGUCUCGCCGGCUCUGGGAGUAUCACUUGGCCUGCUGUCUCUUCUGUUGAUCGUCGUGGCAGCCAUCGUAGCUCGAGUCUACUUCCGCCAACGUCGACCGGGGCCUUCCGUGUUUUUCGAAAACGCCGUCUACAUGGAAGAGCGCCAACCCCAGUCUACGACGGAAACUAGCCCUUCCCCAUUUCCAGGGGCUUGACACUCAUCUCCUUUCUUAGUGACGCACACGCAUCGUUUCGGUUUAUUGACUUUGUUUAUCAUCCGAAAACUUCAGAGUGACAUAGUAUCAUUAUCAUCAGCACCACGUGGGCAACUUUAGCUUCGUUCUGUUUACCUGCACCCAUAGAGUUAUUAUAAUGUACGCUAGAGGUUCAACUGGCGCUACUGUCUAUGCGACUACCGUGACGCAAAUUGAAGCAGGCAGCAACCAGUCUACUUUUGCGGUGCUCCUGUGCAUUCCUAUGGGAAAACGUGCGUGCAUUUUGUCUCUUCGCCGAAAAAUAACACGGAACACUUUGGUUAUUUCGGUUGUACCAAAUAGUAUUGUAAAAGUGUAAUUGCUUUAGUUAGCGAUUUUUUUUCAUUACUGAACGAUGUUUAACUUCGCAACAUUUCAGUCCCAAACACGCGUUCCGCAGCAGGUGUGUAAAGACAAGCCCCGAUUCAAAGCAAAAUCACAAUCGAAAGGAAUAUAGAGUGUGUUCAAGGCUCGCCAACAUUCAGGUGACGCUUACAUAAUGGUAAUAUGCCAUUCCUGUCACUAUAUGAGAAUGACCCCGUUGUGCAUGAGCGGAUAAAAACAUUCAGAACGUAAAGAAUAAAGUUCGUGGGCUAUGAAAGGUGUCUCUUCGUAUUGUUUUCUCUGCAGGGCAGCUUUUAUCGGGCACUUGUUGUCAAAGAUUUCGAGCGUGCGGGUGAUAUUUUGAACUUUGAACAACCAUCUUCGUACAGAGCAGAAAGAAUAACGAGGUACUUACUUAUUUAAAACCGGAAUAUAUUACGUGGCCUUCAAUUUAUUUUGAUUGCACAUGCACGGGUAGGGGCUGAUCCAGUGUUACUGCGUAGUUCUUGCCGUCUCCCUCAACUUCCAGAUGUGCUUCGUUCGUUUGGCACGUAUAUCCCUCAUGCUGAAAAACGCCGACGUCAUGUUCAUGCUAAUAGUGUCCGCCAGUGCACAUAAAUACACGUACGAAGCCGUUUUAGCGCCGUUUUUAUGCGAUAAAUUUGAAAGAAAAACGCCGUAACUGAGCAAAAAUUUCGUCUGCCUGACUGAGGAAUGUUCCAAGGUACCUAGUUCGCACGAAUUAAUCGGGAUAUUUGCUUUUAUGAUCGAGCACAGGGAGAAAAUGCAGUAACUCUUUCCCAUAGAAAUGCAUUACCGGAAGUCGAUUUUUGACUGCUUGUUGUCUGCUGCAAUUUGCGUCAGCACAUUAGCGCCACUUGAACCUCUAGCGUACAUUAUAGUAACUCUAUGCCUGCGCCUCCUGCACCGGUACAGAAAAGCGUAGGACGGUUUUACGUCCGGUUGUAUUUGAAUACACUUACCCGAAGUACACUCCCCUGCACUUCACUGCACCGGUGCGGAGGUGGAGGUAAAUCGACCGAAGCCAUCGUCAUGUUACUAUUUUUUUUUUUUUACCGGAUUUUGAUCAUAUCGAUGGAGGUUGUUAAAACGGUGCGAGACAAUUCCCCCGUUGUCUGGUAUGUUAUUGACAUUGGUUGCGAAUUGUCUAUUAUUAGGCCGUAGAAUUUCCGUACGGUAUUUAUUUAUGAGGAAAAUCGGCGGAUGUAUUUCGGUGUUUAUUUAUUUGUCACAUAUUCGAUUCCCGAUGUAUGAAGCAGACAUGCUUCGGAAAUGCUUGAGGCGAGCGCGUAGGUGAUUCAUUUUGUCUUCAUGUUUGCAGAGAACAUCGUCUGUUUUGUUUUGUUUUAGCCGACUUCUAUAUUCUUACACCAACAGAUGUUUAUUGGUGUUUUUGGUUUUUAGCGGAUUUUGUAUUUCCGACAUUGACGCGUGUUUAUUGGUGUUUUUAGGUUAAAACCGUAAAGCUUUCGGCAUACUUUUAAUGUCGUUCGUGAUAGUAAAAGUUAGAAGGAGAAAAAAAAGAAAGGGUUAGCACUGAUCCUUUGACUGGAAUUAAUACAACCGUGAACCACGCUGAGGCAAUCUGGGCCGUAUCUAGUACUAUAACAAAAAAGAAGUAUUGAAAAAAAAAAUGACCUGAGAGGAGAAUACAAGACACUUUGACAGACGUGAUACCGUAUUAUUUUUCCACCGUCUGUGUUAAAAAAUACCGGGUGUUUUGUGAGCGCUCUUUGGGCGUACGAAAAUUGCAUAAACAAGCCACUAAACGGAGUGCAAAGAGACUCCUCACAAGGGCGUCUUUAUACGGUGUCACUUUUUCUGGGAAAAAGAUUAAAAAAAAGAAAAAAGAUCCUGCUAUUUAUAGGCACAAAAAGGAAAACGUAAACAAACCGUCUGGUUGACGCCGCUACUCCUAGAUGUCAGCACCUGUAAUAAAACUCGAAACCAUCUUUGAGAUGAACACCCUAAAGCAGAUCCAGCUGAUUCCAGUGUAUGGUGUGAGGGGCAGCGUCAACCACACGAUUUGUUUCUGUUUCCUCCGAUGUGCAUAAGAAAAGGAUGCAUGUUUUGGCUUAAAGUUUUUUUCCACAAGUAUGCACUCAUGAGAUUUGACUAUGACACUUGCUGAUUGUUAUCUUGUCGGGAGGAGUGUGGAAACCCCCAAGAAGGUGGACGAAUGUCUAAAAGUGAUGACGUUAAAUAAAAUCAGUAGCCGUGCUUUGAGA
Ixodes scapularis (black-legged tick) is the source of this 4366-nucleotide messenger RNA. RefSeq names its product macrophage mannose receptor 1. Gene Ontology annotation, molecular function: signaling receptor activity. The transcript is spliced from 13 exons. Lineage: Eukaryota; Metazoa; Arthropoda; Arachnida; Ixodida; Ixodidae. The coding region runs from base 195 to 1754 and encodes 519 amino acids. The record is from RefSeq and is a predicted model, not a curated record.